AUGUCCACUGAACGCUACCAAGAUAAUCAUGACUCUAGUAGCAUCGAAUCUUGGUCACCUGAAAUCAAGUCUCGAUGGCGUUUCUCGGCUGAACAACACCAAGCACUUGAAGAAGCAUACCAGGAACAGCGUAAUCCUUCACAAGGUGAAAUCAACUGGUUAGCUGAAGAGCUUCAAAGCCCAAGAAAAACAGUGGUGACAUGGUUUCAAAACAGACGAGCUAAAGAACGUCGUCGUCGUGGUCAGCGACAGCGUCAAGAAUCUCCUCACAUGGCACAAGCUUGGGUGUCAUCAUCAUCAUCGUCAUCAUUUGAAACAGCAGCAAGAGCCACAACCCAGCUACUAUCAACGCAUGAGGAUAGUACUAGUUCACAAGUGUUGUUUCCAACAUCAACUGAUGGCCAAAGGCAGCCAAUGUACAAUGGUUCAUUUUCGUAUUAUCUACUACCAGCAUCCCAUCAUAGUGGUCCGAUGACUCAAUAUGCAGCGUGGCAAUCCCCUACUUUCCAAGCCCUUUAUGCACUCGACGACAUUGAUCUUUUUCUGGAUCUCAAUGACAUUGCUUACAGCUAUCAGUGA
This is a messenger RNA of Lichtheimia ornata, 579 nucleotides long. RefSeq lists its product as uncharacterized. Gene Ontology annotation, molecular function: transcription cis-regulatory region binding. NCBI's taxonomy places the organism in Eukaryota, Fungi, Mucoromycota, Mucoromycetes, Mucorales, Lichtheimiaceae. Gene Ontology annotation, cellular component: nucleus. Bases 1 to 579 code for a protein of 192 amino acids. The record is from RefSeq and is a predicted model, not a curated record. Gene Ontology annotation, biological process: regulation of DNA-templated transcription. The transcript has a single exon.